GUGUGCGGAGAUUUGAUUGUAGAAAAAAUGGCGGUAUAGGUUCAAGGAGCCGAGUAAUGUUUCAUAAAAUGCUGAAGCCUCUUUUUGAUGAAACCAUUGUAAAUUAAACCUCUUAAAAACCAUUCAAAUAUCAAUAAUUUGCAUUCAUAUACACUGAUGAUUUGAGACUAGUCUUAAAAGUCUAACCGAGUGACAUGAAGUAUUCAUAGCGUGUCCCUGAUAGUAAUUUUGUGGUUUUGUUGGGAUUAUCAGGUAGACAUGAAGAAUUCCUCCAACUCGACCCUUGGUGCCCGUAAGAAGGCCGAAGCGUUGCAAUUACAGCUGGAACUGACGACAGACGAAGAGUGGGAAGCUGUCGUGAACAGACCUGGUCUCAUCGUGGUGGACGUGUACAGUGCGUGGUGCGGACCAUGCACCAGUAUGCUGCACACUCUCAGGCGUAUCAAACUCGAGCUCGGAGACGACCUCCUGACUAUGGCAACGGCGUGCUCUGACACCAUCUCGGCGUUCGAGAAAUUCCGUAUGAAAGCUGAACCAACAUGGCUCUUCUUUGGGGGCGGUAAGGCGCUACGGGCGGUCCACGGCGCGGAUGGUCCGCAGCUUGUUGCUGCCAUCCGCGAGCUGCUCGACACUGAACGCCGGAUCGCUGCGGGGCAAGCCAAUAGAGAGUCGGUUAUGCUGGAGUCGCUGGUGAAGCCUGAAGAAGUAAUCAUCCCUGACGAGGACUUAGAUGACGAAGAAGGGGAGAGAGACGCCAGAGCGCAAGAAGAGGCGGAGCUGGGGAUUGAGAAGCCUCUUCCCUACGCCGUCCUGUUCAUCCUCCCGCACAUCGUGUCCACAGACAGGGUGGAGGCGUUCCUGUCCCAUAUUGUCUCCGCAGGAUUAGUCAUCAUGGGCCACGUUCAGCUUGAGCCUCAACAGCCGCAGCUUCUUUCUUUGCUUCUGGGCGAGGAAGAUGAAGAACACGAAGACAACGACCGACGUUCCGAAGCGGAAUAUUCUAUCAAGCAGUCAGUAGCAGAGAAUGCGAGCGCGGAGACAUCGAAGCCGACAGACGAAGACGAUCUGAGGUACUGGGCGGACGAGCUCACGAAGGCUCCGCUCUACAUGUUGCUGCUGCAGGUGGACGAUGAUGCAGACGAGUAUGGUGGUGAUGAAGGCAAGAGUGUGGUGCAAGUGUGGCAAGAGUUGCUGGGGCCUAGCGACCUGCAAGAAGCUAAACUCAACCACCCCGACAGUCUGGUUGCAGAGUUCGGUGAAGAGCAGCACGCGGUGCCGGCGUGGCUGCCGCGGCAGCGUCGCCUGCAGGAGAGGCUCGCUGCGUUCGCCUUCCCGGCGCUCGUCUGCUGCGACGCGCCCAAGCUGCUGCUGCUGCCCGACGCCGACCACCGCGCGGUGCUGGAAAGCCUGUGUAGCGCUGGUGUUGAGGUGCUGGCACACACGCAGAGCUGCCUCACUCCUGCCAUCCUGGCAGCCCUCAACCCUGCCGCCUCUGCCAGCAACAUCACCGACCAUCUUGGCAAGCCUGUGUUCGCGGCUGUUAUUUCAGCUGACAGCGUACCGAAGGUGAGAGCAGACCAGCUAGGAGUAUUGCAUCUCACGGCAUCUCCCCAAUGUGGUGUUGGUGUCGUGACACAUGCUGGUCAGCAAGACACAUCACAAACUCAGUCUCGUCCAGUAUCAUCUCGUAAAAGAAAUGACAAAACUCCUGUUUUUAUGGAUGGUGAAGAAAAUCAAACACCUCGAAUCCCAACUGCCAAUGAAAUCGCUCUUUUUUUCCCGGAUUUGUCGGCAGAGUUGCUCAUGGCCAAGCAUCUACAAGAUGAUCCUCAGACUCAGAUGCAGAUCGAGCAGAGCAAAGAAAUCAGCAGAACUUAAAAGUUGUUUUUGGUUUCAUUGGAGCUAGAUGAAUGUCGAAACAUUCGAACUUGUAUUAUAAAUUAAAUCA
Molecule: messenger RNA, 1948 nt
Organism: Hyalella azteca
Lineage: Eukaryota; Metazoa; Arthropoda; Malacostraca; Amphipoda; Hyalellidae
Product: thioredoxin domain-containing protein 6
Exons: 14
Coding region: 259-1878 (539 amino acids)
Source: RefSeq, a predicted model, not a curated record